This is a messenger RNA of Athene cunicularia (burrowing owl), 2496 nucleotides long. Its product is annotated as caspase-10-like. The record is from RefSeq and is a predicted model, not a curated record. The transcript is spliced from 11 exons. Gene Ontology annotation, biological process: negative regulation of extrinsic apoptotic signaling pathway via death domain receptors; proteolysis. Lineage: Eukaryota; Metazoa; Chordata; Aves; Strigiformes; Strigidae. Bases 187 to 1740 code for a protein of 517 amino acids. Gene Ontology annotation, molecular function: protein binding.
CGGCGCGGGCACCGCUCGGCGCCGCCCCCAGAGCAGCUGCCGGGAGAGGCGACGGGGUCGGAAUUCACGUACGAGGGAUUAUUACAAAGCAUUGAGACGCUGAUCCAUAACUUUAUUGUGUGUCGAUGAUCUGCUUGCUGAUGUCCUGCUAGCUCUAGCUGCAGAGAGACUGUUGAUUCCACCAACAUGGAGGAUGAUGUCAGCUUGAAGUUCCGUCAGCAGCUCCUGCUCAUUGAUGAAAACCUGGUGACUGAAGAUGUAGCAGCUUUAAAAUUUCUCUGUACUGACUUGCUCCCAUUCAAAAAACUAGAAAGUGUGGAGUCAGCAGUGGACAUCUUUCAGCUUCUCAUGGCUGAAGAAUAUCUGAAUGAGGAAGAUACUUUCCUACUAGCUGAACUCUUAUACAGAAUUAAAUGUCACUCCUUGCUCAAGAAACUUGGUUAUACCAAGGAGAAAGUGCAAGAAUGUCUGCAUGAGAAGGGAAGAGUGUCUCUGUACAGGCAGAUGCUGUAUGAAUUGUCAGAGAACAUUAGCAAUGAGAUGCUGAAGGAUAUCAUAUUCCUCCUGCAAAAUUAUCUUCCAAAGCGCCGGAUAACUCUUUCUGCUCUGGAAUUGCUGAUUUUAUUGGAAAAACAGGGCCUUUUAACUGAAAACAAUGUACAGAUGCUGGAGGAAGUCUGUAUGAAUGUUUCACCUGAUCUCCUGGAAACAGUAAACUGCUACAAAAGGGCAAAAGUGUCUCUGCCUCACCAGGAGAACACUCUGCCAGUCAAGGAAUCUUCACUGUCUCACACUGGAGCCAUCAGAGUAUUCACUUCCUCACAGGAGACCUCAAUCAAAUCUGUCGUUUCUAACAUCAAUGAUAACAAAGCAGCUAAUCUUACACAAGGCUUCUCAGAAAUGAACAUGGAGCUGCCUGGAGAAUUCAACAAUGUAGAAAAUGAAUCCAAGAAGAUGACAAGCUACAAAAUGGAUGGACCACACAGAGGAUUUUGUCUUGUUAUUAAUAAUGUUAACUUUGAUAGGUCUCUUCAGGAGAGAAAAGGUUCUUGUAAAGAUGCUGGGGAACUGGAGCGAGUAUUCACAUGGCUUGGUCUGGAUGUGAGGACUUACAGAGAUCUGACAUCUCAUCAGAUUAUAGAACUCAUGAAAACUUGGCAGCGUUUGCAAGAUCACAAAGACAGGGACUGUUUUAUAUGUUGUAUUCUAUCUCAUGGAGAGUCAGGAGCAAUCUAUGGGAAAGAUGAGGAACUUGUAUCAAUUCGCAGGAUCAUGUCCCACUUCACUGCCAAACAAUGUCCACAGCUGGCUGAAAAACCCAAACUCUUCUUUAUCCAAGCAUGCCAGGGUAAAGAGAUACAGUGUCCAGUCUAUGUUGAAGCUGAUGCACGAAUUCCUGACUUGCCUUCCAUGCAACAGAGCAUUUCUGCUUCUGAAAGUAUUCCUGAAGAGGCUGAUUUCCUCCUAGGCAUGGCCACAAUUGACGGAUAUGUCUCUUUCCGGCACAUUCAACAGGGUGCUUGGUAUAUUCAGGCCCUGUGCAGCAAGUUACAGUUGUUGGUACCAAGGGGUGAAGAUAUUUUGUCGAUUCUUACAGAAGUUAAUGAAGAUGUGGGAAGACGUGUUGACCGCUUAGGGACAAAGAAGCAGAUGCCCCAACCAGCAUAUACCUUAAGAAGAAAAUUUAUAUUCCCAAUACCUACAGACCCUCCUCCUUCACAGCAACAUCGAGGCUUUUAAAAUACAUCCUUUUAUCAGCGCAACUCAUUGAAAUGCAACUCACUACACUAACUAUUUCAAGGCAGUUACCCAGAAUCCUGAAGAACUGUUAGGUUCAAGACAAGGCCUCAUAAAUUUUUUGCCAAACAAACUGUGAAACUGGAGGAGACACAAUCCAUGUGGGAGAGGCAUACUUCUGUCAUGUUAAAUGUUUUUGUACCUGCAUAAACUGCAGAGAUAAGUGUUUUUCUGACAGCAUAAGGGUUGCAUGUAGCCUUACAUAUCUAAACCAGGACUAUUAAUCGUCUGAUUUAGGCUCCUUGUGUUUUAUUUUGCAGACUAACAAUUUUAAAUCCUGCCUCUAAAUCCAUUAGCUAUGUUCAUCGAGAAAGACAAAUGUGGAAAUGAAGAGGAGAAAGCUUAAAUUGGAAGUGUAAAAGGGUUUCUUCGAUCUCUAAACUAUGUUUAACUUAAUGGAGAGCCCGUUAACUCUUGAAAUUUGUUCCACGGUGCAUACUGAUACCACCUAAUGGCUAACAUAAACCUCGUAUAUAAUGAGAUCUUUCCAAAACUGAGUAAAUCCAAAAUACUCUGUAGUAUUCUGUCUGUGAAACCUUGUAAACUGUCAUUUCCCCAUCAUUUCUGGGAAGACAAUUUAGGGUAGAGGAUUUGCACACUGUGAAAUACAGCAUUCAGCAGUGUAUCUGUAUAGGUUUAUCAGAUUGAUUAACUUUGUUAAGCAGUACAUUUUCUGGUUAUUGUUUCUUGUUUUAAGAU